GGGGCUGAGGUGCCUCUUCCCUCUUUAACAACUUCUUAAAUCCUUACGCCUCUCUCGGACGAAUUUUUGCUUUUAAUGCCUUCAGCAGCUACCUGGAAUUUAAAUCACCUUGCUUUCCGAUCACUGUAAAACCUCGCGCUUCAGUCUGAGGGACGGGUCUCUGUAUAGUUAUCACGCCUGCGUGGCUCAGGUAUCGCGAGAAGGCGACCACUUUUCGCGGUAUUUCCUUGUUACCAGAAUCCUUAGCGCGGAAAAAAUACUGAUUUAGCUCAGCUUCGGUUGAGUAGCACAGCUUUUACUGCGGCUGUUUUUUUGGCUUCAGUGUUGCUGUUUCUCUGAGGGAAAUGGCGGCUCCUGAGCAGCCGCUGCCGCCCAUGUCGAGAGGAUGCCAGAGCUCUGCUUCGCUUUCUCCGCCGCGGGGCGACCGAACCCUUCUAGUGAGGCACCUGCCAGCCGAGCUGACCGCGGAGGAGAAGGAGGACUUGCUGAAGUAUUUCGGGGCACAGUCGGUGCGCGUCCUGUCCGAUAAGGGGCGACUGAAACAUACAGCUUUUGCUACUUUCCCUAAUGAAAAAGCAGCUGUAAAGGCAUUGACAAGACUCCAUCAACUGAAACUUUUAGGUCAUACGUUAGUCGUUGAAUUUGCAAAAGAACAAGAUCGAGUUCAUUCCCCAUGUCCCUCUUCAGGCACUGAAAAAAAGAAAAGGUCUGAUGAUCCUGUGGAAGAUGAUAAAGAAAAGAAAGAACUUGGUUGUUUAACCAUAGAAAAUGGGAUUGCACCAAACCAUGGGCUGACUUUUCCUCUAAAUUCAUGCCUCAAGUAUAUGUACCCACCACCUUCAAGCACAAUCCUAGCAAACAUAGUAAAUGCUUUGGCAAGUGUGCCUAAGUUCUAUGUACAGGUGCUUCAUCUUAUGAAUAAAAUGAAUUUGCCCACACCUUUUGGACCAGUUACUGCACGACCUCCCAUGUAUGAAGACUAUAUGCCAUUACAUGCACCUCUUCCACCUGCAUCUCCUCAGCCACCGGAGGAACCUCCUUUGCCAGAUGAGGAUGAGGAAUUAUCUAGUAAAGAAUCAGAAUAUGAAAGCAGUGAUGAUGAAGACCGGCAAAGAAUGACCAAACUAUUGGAACUAGCAAAUCUUCAGCCCAAAAGACCAAAGACAAUAAAGCAACGCCAAGUGAGAAAAAAGCAAAAAAUAAGGGAUAUGUUGAAUAUACCUUCAUCUACUUCACACAGCAGUUUACAUCCAGUGCUGUUACCUUCGGAUGUAUUUGACCAACCACAGCCUGUAGGUAGUAAAAAAAUUGAAUUCCAUAUAUCUACCGACAUGGCAGCUGCAUUUAAGAAAGAUUUAGAAAAGGAACAAAAUUGCGAAGAACAAAAUUGUGAUUUAUCCGCUACUGAAGUUGAUGCAUCCAAUAUAGGAUUUGGAAAAAUCUUCCCAAAACCUAAUUUGGACAUUGCAGAGGAGAUUAAAGACGACUCGGAUGAAAUGCCAUCAGAAUGUAUUUCUAGAAGGGAGUUGGAAAAGGGCAGAAUUUCUAGAGAAGAAAUGGAAACACUUCCAGUUUUUAGAAGUUAUGAGCCUGGUGAACCAAACUGUAGAAUUUAUGUAAAGAAUUUAGCUAAACAUGUUCAAGAAAAGGACCUUAAAUUUAUUUUUGGAAGAUAUGUCGACUUUUCAUCAGAAACACAACGGAUAAUGUUUGAUAUACGCCUGAUGAAAGAAGGUCGCAUGAAAGGACAAGCUUUCAUUGGACUUCCAAAUGAAAAAGCAGCAGCAAAAGCCUUAAAGGAAGCUAACGGAUAUGUUCUUUUUGGAAAACCUAUGGUGGUUCAAUUUGCUCGAUCUGCUAGACCAAAACAAGAUUCUAAAGAAGGAAAAAGAAAGUGUUAAAAAUUAAUAAAGAAGCAUUCCUGCGUAAAUACUGCUGUAAUACUGUCAUACAAAGUGUAUCCUUUCUUGUCGUAUCCUUUUUGGGGCAGUGUUUU
Messenger RNA from Diceros bicornis minor, 1996 nucleotides. RefSeq names its product RNA binding region (RNP1, RRM) containing 3 (gene RNPC3). Gene Ontology annotation, biological process: mRNA splicing, via spliceosome. Gene Ontology annotation, cellular component: U12-type spliceosomal complex. The coding region runs from base 345 to 1901 and encodes 518 amino acids. NCBI's taxonomy places the organism in Eukaryota, Metazoa, Chordata, Mammalia, Perissodactyla, Rhinocerotidae. The transcript has 15 exons. Gene Ontology annotation, molecular function: pre-mRNA intronic binding; U12 snRNA binding; protein binding. The record is from RefSeq and is a predicted model, not a curated record.